CAACUAGACCUCUAAAACGUUAGGUGCUUUAAUUGUAAAUGCCUCACAGAGCAUAGAUGUUACUAGUGUUACUUCAAAUAAUAUGAAUUAUGAAUAAUGUGGUGAUGUACGUAAUAAAAGUUAAAAAAUUUAAAUAUUCAAAAAGGCACGAAAUUUGAAUGAUUGAUAAGCGAAAAGUGAUAACCAUUAACCACAUUGGACCAUCACGCUACUACUCUGGUUACUUCGCGCUUCAAAUUCCAAUUCUUGAGUAUUGUCGCUUACCCUCGUGGUGUCCCGCUGAUGAUCAACUGUCAGUUAUUAUUCGCAAAAUUAUUCGAUCAUGAAAGUCAAGGUGUUGAGCCGGAAUCCGGAUGAUUAUUUGCGUGAGACGAAGCGGGAUAUUCAGAAAGUUCCUCGGAAUUAUGACCCAAAUCUUCACCCUUUUCAAUCAUCACGUGAAUAUGUUCGUGCUCUUAACGCAGUGAAAUUGGAACGAGUUUUUGCCAAGCCAUUUAUUGGUAAUUUGGAUGGGCAUCGUGAUGGUAUUUUCUGCAUGGCCAAACAUCCUAAAUCAUUAUCAACAUUAGCUAGUGGUUCUUAUGAUGGUGAAGUACGACUUUGGAAUUUAACAAAAAAGAAAUGUAUUAGUAGUAUAAAUGGCCAUGACCGUUUUGUUCGUGGAUUAAGUUUCAACCCUGAUGGCACAAGAUUGUUUAGUGUUGGAGAUGAUUCUACCAUCAAAGUUUGGAAUACUGAAGAAUUGGACACACCAUCUCAUACAUUCAUAUCUCAAUCUGUUUUAUAUGGUAUCAGUUGUCAAUGGUUAAACGAUAAAGUAUUUGCUACUUGCGGUGAUGUAGUACAACUAUGGGACAUUACUCGAAGUCAACCAACAUCAACUCUAAAAUGGGGUGUUGAUAGUUUACAUCAUAUAGCUUUUAAUCAAAUUGACACUAAUGUAUUAGCUUCAUGUGCAAGUGACCGCAGUAUAAUUCUUUAUGACACCAGGGAAGUGAAACCAAUGCGAAAAAUAAUAAUGAAACUCAAAACCAAUCAGUUAGCCUGGAAUCCAAUGGAAGCAUAUGUGUUUACUGCUGCCAAUGAAGAUUAUAAUUGUUAUUCUUAUGAUACACGGAAUUUAGAAUCUCCAAUAAAUGUGCAUAAGGAUCAUGUGGCUGCUGUUACUUGUAUAGAUUAUGCACCUACUGGUUUAGAAUUUGUCACUGGAAGCUAUGAUAAAACCAUAAGAAUUUUUGAAAGCCAUCAGGGACAUUCGAGAGAAAUCUAUCACACUAAACGUAUGCAACAUUUGACUAGUGUAAUUUGGUCAUUAGACAAUAAAUUUGUUUUAAGUGCAUCUGACGAAAUGAAUAUAAGAAUUUGGAAAGCAAAUGCUUCAGAAAAAUUAGGAACAUUAAGACCCCGUGAAAGAACAGCAUUAGAAUAUAAUGCCACAUUGAAAGAGAAGUUCGCUGCUCAUCCACAAGUAAAAAGGAUUGCUAGACAUAGACAGGUGCCUAAACAUAUCUAUCAUGAACGUAAUCAACAAUUGGAAUCUAAGAAAAAACUUAAAAGAAAGGAAGAAAAUGUCCGCAAACAUUCAAAGAAAAAUAGUAUUCCAUACGUCUCCGAAAAAAAGAAAAAUGUUGUUUCGGAAGUUGCUUAAACUAUUAUUAUUCUUGUUUAUUUCAAGGUGUUUAUCAAAUGUACAUAUUAUUGUCAAUAAAUUACAUCUUCAAUAAAAAAAAAACCGUAUCAACAUUAUUAGUAAUAUUAUAUUUAACUCUUGAUUAUUCACGGAAUAGGGAGACACACAACCACGGAUACGCAAAUUCCGCUAUUAAUCCAAAAAAUACAAAGUGAAUCAAAAAUGCUUCUAUUAUAAUAUUAUUAAAACAAUCAUGUUUAAUAUUGGAUAGUAUUUAAAGACAAUGUAGAUAAGUACACAAUUUAUUUUUAUUUAAAAUUAUAUUUUAAUAUAUAUAACUUA
Molecule: messenger RNA, 1972 nt
Organism: Metopolophium dirhodum (rose-grain aphid)
Lineage: Eukaryota; Metazoa; Arthropoda; Insecta; Hemiptera; Aphididae
Product: DDB1- and CUL4-associated factor 13
Exons: 9
Coding region: 323-1648 (441 amino acids)
Biological process (GO): maturation of SSU-rRNA from tricistronic rRNA transcript (SSU-rRNA, 5.8S rRNA, LSU-rRNA)
Cellular component (GO): small-subunit processome; nucleolus
Molecular function (GO): protein binding
Source: RefSeq, a predicted model, not a curated record